AUGGGUAUUGCCGACCUCUGGCCGAUAGUAAGCCCAGCUUGUGAUGAAAGAGUGCCUUUUCCUGUGUUUUUAUCACAUUUUAUAAAUGAGCACGCUCGUCCGCCACGUUUGGCCAUAGAUGCCUAUAUGUUCAUGUUUUGGUCCCAACUUCCUGAUGCCGAAGAUGCAACUAGCCAUCGGCGCAUCAUCCGUAACUUCAUGGCAAAACUUUGGUAUUUGGUGCGGAACAACGUUCUGUUCGUGGUCGUUUUCGAUGGAAAAUAUAAACCUGGCAAACUUCGACACGGCCACAUUCCUCAUAUCUCGAAUUCGGUAUCUUAUGAUGAGGUUCUUCGAUAUUUCCGGACCAUCCCCUCUUCGGAUUACAGUGAAAGUCUGUCCUUGGUGGAACAGAUCAAGGACAUUCUUCAGAGAAACUGCAUUGAUUUUGUACAAGCCCCAGCAGAAGCAGAGGCCGAGUGUGCGUGGCUCCAAAGAUUGGGCAUCGUGGAUUACGUUGUGUCUGACGACUCAGAUACCUUGGUUUUUGGAGCAUCACAAAUGCUCCGUAUGUUUAAUCGUGUGAAGUAUUUUGAUGAAGAUAAUAAGCCUGUGCUUAGCUCAACAGAUUAUUAUGUAACCCCAGUGAACAUGGACCACAUUACUGAACGUACAGGACUUUCGAAGGAGCGUUUACUUUUAGUGGCUGUCUUACGAGGAGGGGAUUACUCGUCUGGAACAGAGGGUAUUGGAAUUACGCGAGCCAAAGAAAUUGCUCUUUGUGGCACAACUUUGCUUCAGGACUCCCCACGUAAGAAGACGCAGGAUUUCGGAGCACUACCAGAUUUUUCUCAGAUGUUAACAGAGGCUCUUGUGGAUUUGGAUAAAAUGCUGGCACAUCUGCCUGAUCCCUACUAUGCCCUAAAGUCAGAGCUCGAUCGCGCGGAGGCUCUACUGGCGUUCAAUACCUUUUUAGAUGACUACUUGCGCAAACUGGCGAAAAAUAUUUUUGGAAGGAUGGCAACAAUGAAAAGUAAAGUGUAUGUGGACGACUACUACGCACUUUUAUAUUUCUUUCCCUUGAUCAAUCAUCGACUUUUCAAGUUUACUCCAUACUCUGUGAGUUUUGGGGAGCUCCAAGCAAUUCAAGCAGACUUGUUCGUCAACGUUGACUGUGAGGUGAAGAGAGUGAAUUACAACUGCUCUGCUACACUGAUUGGAAUACUGAGAGUGUACAAUGGUAAGCAAUCUUUUCUUGGUACUGGGCGGGCCCAGAACUUGCAGAAGGAAAGCUUUGCAUUGCCUAGAGAAAGAAAGCUCAACCUAAAAGCAUUUGUGGUGAAAUUACUCGCCGAAAAACAAUAUCAUGAGCACAUUGAACUCGUGAGAACAAAACUUUUACACACCACGCUAAUAGCAGUACUUCACUUCAAUAGUCAGAAGUUGAACUCAGCUGUUUACUUCACGAAAGGUAAGUGCGGAACUGAAAUAGAUGUUGACCAAUUUUCCGAUGAGGAAAUUCUGGAGUCUAAAACAACUCUACCAGCAGUGGAUUCCACCGAUGAGAAGCGUAUGAGCGUAGAAGUACCGUUAAAUGUCGUGAGGCUAGUUGCGCCCACCUUUGUGAGCGAAUUUGAAAGGCUGGCUUCACCCAAAAAAUCACCGAAGAAGAAACCACCUCCUCAAAAAACCACCCUAGAUCUGAUUUGGCCUGGUAUGCUGCCCACCAAAUCAUCCAAUAUACCUUCCACAAAGAUUAAGAAAUCAAACAGCUUUUCAGCUAUACCUGCAUCAGAUAUUCCAAGUUUUGUCUCUUCGAAAGCGUCCCCAACGAAACAGCAAUCGCCUUUGAAGGGCCACACUUCCCCCACCAAGAACGGCCGUCGCUCGAAAGAUAUUCUUCUCCCAGGACAAACAAAAGUCACUUCUUUUUUUAGACCGAAAGGUUUGGAGAACCCUUUUCUGCAAAAUCUUUUUGUCGUUUCUGAUGAUGAUUCAGAUGGAGAAACGAAGAGUUCCCACAAAGAGGCGCAUGAUUUCAUCCAUAUGAAAAAUGUACUCUCUAGAAACCCUGUUCAGUUAAAGCCUAGGGAAACAACGAAAAUGCCGAUCUAUUCUAGAGUUAGCUCUCCCGAACUGAGCCCCACAAAAAAAAUACGUAGUGGUUUAGGAUCUGCUGAUUUCUCUCCAGUUAAGUCAACCACAGAACCACAGGACUACUUUCCCCCAGUAUAA
Molecule: messenger RNA, 2214 nt
Organism: Clavispora lusitaniae ATCC 42720
Lineage: Eukaryota; Fungi; Ascomycota; Pichiomycetes; Serinales; Metschnikowiaceae
Product: crossover junction endodeoxyribonuclease
Molecular function (GO): 5'-flap endonuclease activity
Source: RefSeq, a predicted model, not a curated record